This is a messenger RNA of Dissoconium aciculare CBS 342.82, 2061 nucleotides long. RefSeq lists its product as uncharacterized. The coding region runs from base 231 to 1604 and encodes 457 amino acids. The record is from RefSeq and is a predicted model, not a curated record. The transcript has 2 exons. Gene Ontology annotation, biological process: intracellular iron ion homeostasis. Lineage: Eukaryota; Fungi; Ascomycota; Dothideomycetes; Mycosphaerellales; Dissoconiaceae.
UAGAAAUCAUCGCCGACAUGGGACCGGCCCUUGAAAAUUGAGUAGUGCUUACAUCGAUGUUUUGAAGUGCCGGAGCUGAUUGUUCCAGACUGGAGACCAAUUCGUUCGUCACAGACAAAGCAAUACCUGCAGAUUGAGCAGAUCAUCUGAGCUCCAAAAGACAGACAGCCGUUGUUCUAUCUUCUAGUACGCUUCUCAGAGCACCCGCAACGCUCUCACAUUCGUUCAAUAUGUCUCUCCCAACAGAGGGUUCCGAAAGGUCGUCUGCGAACUACGAUAUCAUCUGCGUGGGCUUCUCAAUCGAGGGACUCGCUCUAGCUGUGUCGCUCGCAGAUCGCAAGACACAACACAAAAUCCUCUUUAUCGAUCGCAAUGCUGGAUUCAAAGCCGGACUUGGCUUCCACAAUACUGAGGAUCAUGCUGGAUCGCUGUUCCUAAAGGAUCUCAUCACACUGCAAAACCCAAAAUCAGAAUUCACAUUCAUCAACUAUCUUCAUGAAUCUCGGCUUCUUAUCGGCUUCACGAACGUGUCGCAGAUGAAGCCGUCUCGAGUUCUACUAGAAAACUAUCUCCGAUGGGCAGCCAAGAAAAUACAAGCUCUUGGAUGGGUCUCUUUUCAAUCCGAGGCAAUCACUGUGAACCCGAUCCGAUCGAACUCCACUAAGUCCUUCGACUCAUGGGAGUUGAGGGUCCGUGAUAACAGCACUGGCCGCAUUGAGUUACUUCAAACACAGAAACUCAUGGUAACUACGAGAGCACCGAAGUCAAUAUCAAGCAUAAUGCAAGGCGCGAGCUUGCGCGAAAAUGUGCUUCUUAUGCAUCAAUUCGAGAAAUCUCAGAAGGCCAUCGAGCAAACUCAGCGACCACUCAACAUUGCUGUACUUGGAUCAAGUCAGCAAGCUGUUGAAUGCUUCCAAGAAAUCGUCUCCGGGCAGGGAGAUAAUCGGGCUUGCAUGAUCUUUCCAGGCUCAGCCUUACGAGUCGAAGACAGUACUCCUUUUGUACAAGCCUUGAUCGAUGGAGAUGGACUUCGCAACCCAUACAAGAAGCUUCCACCUGAGAUUCGCCAGCAAAUGCUCGCAACGACAGUAGCUUCAGUUUUCCCGACAGUCAACCUCGAGACCCUCGAGAGUUUGUACGCGACUCUGUAUCUACAGCACGUACGAAGCAAUGAUGCCUCGCAGCAUCGCUUCAUGCUUCAUCCUUUCAGCCAAAUCAUCCGAGCAUCGAAGACGGCCCAAGGCGUUCUUCUUCACAGCGUUGACGUCAGAACCGGCGAGGCGCAGACUCCGCUUGGACCUUUCGAUUUCUUGCUCACCGAGGUCUAUCGGGACGCUCGCCAAGGACCUAAAAUUCUUGCGCCCAUACGUCCGCUGCUCGAGAAGCAGACUUUGACCGUCGACUCUGAAUACAAUGUGAACUUCCAUAGGAACACGUUCUCGUCGGGCUCCGGACUGUGGAUGUUGGGCUCUCUUGCCUCCCAGAAUAUGCGCAGAGAUGAUCUCUCUAUUCUUGCCGCUUCGGCUCACAGGGCGGUAUCAAGUAUCACGAGGAAAUUCGAAGCAUCAGAUGCGAGCGAGGCUGAGACACAGUCUCGGUUGUGAGAAGCUCGCAGCCGGAUUUGCAGAGUCAUGCCAUGCGCAUUUGGAGUAGAUAGCGGCUUGCCAUUUGUUUGUGAUGAGAGAAACGGCACAGCGAAACAAUCGCAGUAUUCUGGAGAUCUUGGUGUCAACAAUUUCGUCUCGUAUCAAUUGAGCAGUGUAUUCAUUCCUGCCAUUAAUUACGUAUCUUGUGCCUUCAUUUAUUUAGUUGCGUGAGACCUGAGGCAACGUAGCCAUUGUGAUAUCACCAAGAUAUAUUCCAGAGCUAACAGAAUGUUUUGCGCGUAACACAGCGAGCACAUGGACAUCGACAUGAAUAAGGACUACAACUUGGCUGAGCGCUGUUCAAUAAUCUUAGAAGCAAGAUCGCGCAGCGCAAAUUUCUUCACUUUGCCACUGCCCGUGAUCGGGACCUCCUCCGGCACACCAUCCUCACCCAGCCAGAAGAUGAAGACAGGAA